This is a messenger RNA of Gadus macrocephalus (Pacific cod), 4523 nucleotides long. It is a transcript of the gene lrpprc, whose product is annotated as leucine-rich pentatricopeptide repeat containing. Lineage: Eukaryota; Metazoa; Chordata; Actinopteri; Gadiformes; Gadidae. The record is from RefSeq and is a predicted model, not a curated record. Gene Ontology annotation, molecular function: protein binding. The coding region runs from base 54 to 4298 and encodes 1414 amino acids. The transcript is spliced from 38 exons.
CGCCUGUGCUUUGGUCACGUGUCCCGGAAGUCUUUCUACGCUGCGACGAAAACAUGGCUGCGCUCUUGAGAUCGAGCCGGUUACUUAACUUCUCGCCUUCUGGCGUACUGAAAAUAACAGGGACAAAAGUCAUCGGACCGCCACUGAGUCGGCUUUACAGUAGAGCUGUCGGCGGCCAGAGAGCUGGAGUAGGUUCCAGACAGUUCACUCGUUGUUCAGAGAAUGUCUCCAGACAAGCAUGGCCGUAUGUGGCAGGCAGCGUGCGAAGUUAUGCCCUGGCCACAGAGCCCAAGGAAGAUGGCAACCUGGGUCUGCGUUCCAAGCAGGCCCAGCAGUUUGACUGGGCCCUUGCCAAGCUGGACAGCUCCGUUAGGAGGACUGGCCGUGUCACCAAAACACUACUCCUGCGCAUCUUCCAUGACAAUUGCCGGACAGGCCACCCCAGUGGGAACCAGGCCUUGCUCCUGCUGCGUAGCUGUGGCUCCCUGCUACCAGAGAUCCCAAUGGCAGAGCGCACUGAGCUCGCACAUCGCAUCUGGGAGAAGCUGCAGGAGCUAGGGGCCAUGUAUGACGCCAGCCACUACAAUGCCCUGCUCAAGGUUUACUUGCAGAACGAGUUCAAGUUCUCGCCUACUGACUUCCUGGCCAAGAUGGAGGCAGCCAAUGUCCUGCCCAACAGAGUAACCUACCAGAGACUGAUCGCAGCCUACUGCCACGAGGGAGACAUCGAGGGCGCCAGCACAAUUUUGGGUUUCAUGAAGAGCAAAGAUCUAGCAAUCACAGAAGCUGUGUUCAACUCGCUGGUAACAGGCCACGCCCGCUCAGGUGACAUUGAAAGCGCCAAAAACAUCCUCCUUGUGAUGCGAGGAGCAGGGAUCGAACCGGGGCCUGACACCUACGUAGCACUUCUCACCGCCUAUGCAGAAAAAGGAGACAUUACCAGCAUCAAGCAGACCAUUGAGGUGGCUGAGAGUGCUGACUGCAGCCUGAUGCACAGAGACAUGAUGCAGGUCAUCUUCUCGCUGGCCAGAGCCGGAUACCAGCAGCACGUCCCUGAGAUGACUGAGCUCAUGAGGCACGACAGGGGCUUCGUGCCAGAUGCUAUGAACCUGUGUCUGAGCCUGAUCACUCAGCGCAUGGAGGACACGGCCUUCGGGAUCCUCCAGAGCUUCCCCGCGCAGCAUGGGGAGGUCCCGAGCACGGAUGGCCCCACCCUGGGGAGCUUCUUCCUCAGACACUGCGUCCACAUGGACAUGCCCGUGGAGAAGUUGGCCCGCUACUGCAAGGAACUGCAAGAGUCCAACCUUCACACCACACCACUACACUUCACCCUGGCCUGCGCCCUCGAAACCAGGAAGACAGAUAUGUGUGUGUCCCUGAUGAAGGUUCUGAAGGAGCAGGGUCUACCUGUUAGGCCUCACUUCUUCUACCCGCUCCUCACCCAACAUGUUAAGGACAAGAACACAGCAGGAGUGCUGGAGGUGGUGAGGGGCAUGAUGGAGCUGGAAGUGUCCCCUGCUCCUGAAACCUUCACCAACUACAUCAUCCCUGCCUUCGAGAGCAUUGAGGAAGCCCGCAAGGCCUUCAAGGAUGAAGGAUUAACGCUGGAGUCUGAAUACUUCCUGUCUGCGGAGGUUCGCUCAGCAGCUAGUAGCAAUCUAGCCAAAUUCUACACCAUGAUCUCUGACCAGGCCUUCCCAGUCAUGGAGAUCGGUAACUUCCGCGGCAGCCUCACCGCGGGCUUCAAAAAGUUCAGCGAUAUCGAGAGCAUGGUAAAGAUCACCGACCUCCUCUACAGAGACGCUCGCUUCACUAGAGGCAACUCCAAGCCCGCUGACACUGCUUCAUUUCUAUUGUACAACCUGGUGGACAGCAUGACUGAAGCAGAGGUCCGUGCACAUGAGACCAAACUGCAGGAGUACUUUAACAAGCUGAGUGAACAGAAGAUCACCAUCUCCUUCAACAUCUAUAGAGGCAUGAGGAACCUCCUGGACUCGUACCAGGUCCCAGAGCUCAUUAAGGAUGUUCUUAAACUGGUGAACCCCAAAGAGAUGACCUCAGCGGCGCCCAACACUGCCACUGGGGCCAAACUAGAGGUGCUGGAGACGAAGUUAGCCGAACUGAAAGCUGAAAACAAACCAGUGGGCGUUGUGGUGAAACAAAUCAUACUAGCCCUUUGUGCCAAAGAGGACCUGGAGCGGGCUCUCGAGAUGAAGCAGCAGUACGAGGACGAGAUGACCACCGGCACUUACGCCGUCCUCAUCAACCUCUGCUGUCGCCACGACAACCUGGAGGAGGCCCUCAGCCUAAAGAGAGAGCUGAGUCGCAGGGACUCCUCUGUCGCGCUGGAUGCCGGUAAAUACAUCGGCCUGAUGAAGGCCCUUACCAAGAGUGGGAGAGUGGAGGAGGCCAUGGACAUCCUGAAGGAGAUGAAGGAGAAGGAGGUGGUGGUGAACGACGCCAACGCCAGCCUACUCUUCCAUGCGCUCAACAACCUGGGGGCCAAGGGGGACGCCGCCUCCAUCCGCCAGCUGCAGGACACCAUCUUCUCUCUGGGGCUGGCCAAGCCCACCGCCAACCUCUGCUCCCCGCUGAUCACCGCCUACCUGCACAGUAAUGACCUGUCUGCAGCUCUGGAAGCGGCCAUGGAGUGUCAGAAGCGUUACGGACAGCUGCCCCGUAUCCACGACGUCAUCGUGGGCCUGGUGGAGACCGGAGACACAGAGCUACUGCAGAAAGCCAUGGACUUUGUGAGCCAGGAGCGAGGCGAGAUGACCAUGCUCUACGACCUUUACUUUGCCUUCAUGCAGACAAACCGCUUCCGGGAAGCCCGCAAAAUCAUUGAGACCCCUGGGUUGAGGGCCAAGGCCGGGCGGAUCCAGUGGUAUGCAGAGAAAUGCAUUGCAGGAAACCAGAUGGAGUCUUUGGAACAGAUGGUGGAGAUGACAGCAAAGCUGUUUGAGUGCGACAGGGAUGAGAUGUACAGCUAUAUACUCCGGAGCUGUAAGUCGACCAACGACUGGAAGAAAGCAGAGUCUGUUUGGACCAAGAUGCAGGAGGAAAACGUGGUCCCCAGGGAGAGGACCCUGCGCCUGCUGGCAGACAUCCUGAAGAGCAACGGACAGGAGGUGCCCUUCGAGGUGCCCAAGACCUGGUUUGAGCAGGACGCCGCCAUCAAGACGCCCCCGCCCGCCACCGCGGCCCCCCUAGUCCCCACCGGUUCAGAUGUCGGAGUCCGUCUUCUGGGGCUGUGCAAAAAGGGCAGGGUCAAAGAGGCAAUGGACAUGCUGGUGGCGGCCGGGCCGGACGUGGCCCUGGGGGCCGUUGUGUACGACCACAUCAUACGGGCCCUGUUGGCCACCGGGGCCCUGGAAGACGCCAUGACUGUCAAAGACAUGGCCGUUUCUCGUUCCCCUGGCUUUCAACUGAGUGAUCUGGCUACCAACCUGCUGAUCAUCACCUACAGCAGGAGAGGCCAGGCGACAGAGGCCCGUGAGACUCUGAACGCCAUGCUGCAGGCAGACCUCGUGCCCUCCCAGCUCUGCGUCACCCGAUUGGUCCAGGAGCUGGGUAACCAAGGGGACGUGGCCGCCAUCCAGGAGGUGGAGGCGCUGGUGAAGGGCCUGGGCUUGGCCCCUCAGCUGUCCAGCAUGGUGUUUGUCAACAACACGGCCCUGGCACACAUCAAGAAUGGGGACCUGGCCACUGCCAUAGAGCUGUUGGACGGCAUGUACACCAGUCCAGAGUCCACACAGCCCAGCAUGGCCUUCGUAUUCAGGAAGAUGUAUGAGCAGAACAACGAGGAAGCCAUUGACAAGUUGGCUGCCAUGUCAGAGCGGCUGGCCAACCACUUUGCAUGCUACCGGCCGGCCACAGACCUCUUCUUCCAGCUGCUGGACAUGGACAAACUGGAAGACGCCAAGGCCAUGUUGAUGCGCUGCGGCGGCCUGGCUGAGCAGAAGGACAUCCUGCUGUCGUACACGUCCCGCAAGGCCCGGCGCCCCGGACAGGUGGAUAAGAUCAAGGCCCUCCACGCCUUGAUCCCCGACUACACGGAGAAGGACGUCCACUACAGCUACCUGAUGAAGUGCUACGGUGUGGAUAACGAUCUGUCCUCUGCCAAGGCUCUGUUUGACCAGAUGGAGGCGGAAGGCGUGUCUGUCCAUGAGCUGUCACUCAAACGAUUGGCAGUGCUGUACCGCAAUGCCGGAGAGGCACUGCCCUUCCCCGAGCCCCCUGAGAGCUUUAAGUUUUACUCUGACAAGCUGAGGGAGAGUGUUAGCCAGUCCCAGGAGUGAAGAGUGAACAUGAAGACCUCCGACCACACACACACCCUCUCACUUCUCCCCCCACUUGGUGAUGUCUGUGUAUUUUAGUUUUUUUAUACAAGUUGUUUGAAUUGAAAUGUGAAAGAUGGUGUUGUUACUGUAGGAUGUAAGCAUCUGUCCUCUGAUGAUGGAAUUGUUGAAUAUGUAAAACAUGAAAGAGGGUAUUUAUGCUAAUAAACAUUGUGGUGAAUACGG